Perca fluviatilis (European perch) is the source of this 4094-nucleotide messenger RNA. RefSeq names its product leucine rich repeat and Ig domain containing 2 (gene lingo2). The record is from RefSeq and is a predicted model, not a curated record. The transcript is spliced from 6 exons. Gene Ontology annotation, molecular function: protein binding. Gene Ontology annotation, cellular component: plasma membrane. NCBI's taxonomy places the organism in Eukaryota, Metazoa, Chordata, Actinopteri, Perciformes, Percidae. The coding region runs from base 826 to 2694 and encodes 622 amino acids.
CACCCUCUUAUAGCUUUGGAAAAGGUGUCUGAAAGUUUCUGUCCGGGGGGGACACCCUCCCCUCGUUGUGGGGAUGAACAGCGGAUGCUGAAUUUCAUUCCUGAAGGCAGGAGGAGAGCUGUGAAUACCGGCUGGAUUCACUUGCAGUGGAGCUGGUAGUGCGCACCAGAAGAGAUCAGUCUCUCACACACGCAUUUUCCAGUAGAAUACAUAUCAUUAUUUCACUGUGCCAAGGUGGAAUAUCAGGCAGAAGCCACCCAAAAGCAAAUCUCCUGAACCAGGGAAGUAAAGGGGAACGGAUUAUGUAUAGAAUCAAUGAAGGACGUCCUGUUCAAAAAAGUAAGUUCUAAUCAGAAAAGGCUUUGAAUUGGGUUCUGAUUUUGAGAGACUUGAAGGAUUUUUGCCAUUUUCUUUGUUGUGGAGCAGCACCAAGCUUCAGACAGCUCAUCUUGUGGACUAUAGGGUUCUGGAUGGUAUUUCAAGACUGAAUCUGUGUAGGCACCUAUCCACUCUCCUGGUAGGAAGCAGACAUGUUCUUUGCCUCUGUUCCAGUAUGACCCUGGAGUAAAUGACCUGUGAAUAGAGUUGCACUGGAAGUUUUCUAAAGGACUUCCUUGCUUCUGUAACGGUGUAUGAACAUCUGACAUUGGGAGCCCAGCAGAUAAAAGACCGAAAAUAGGGACGACAACAGCAAAAGUAGAGAAAAAAGAAUAGGCCAUGGCUGAGGGGAUGAUUGCUUCUGAAAGUGAUAUCGAGGGAUAAGGAACGGUGGUUGAAGGAAGGAAGCCAUUACAGAUACAUUGUAAACCCUGAUAACAUUAGGACAUGCAUUUUACAAAGAACCGUGACAGAAUGGUCGACUGUAUGAGCAAAGUCAUGCUGCACACGGUCAUCUCAUGUUGGCCACCAUUCCUGGGACUGGCCCUCGUGGCAGUCUUUGUAGGUUCCACCCUGGGAUGUCCCUCACGCUGCGAGUGUUCAGCGCAGACCAAGGCGGUUGUCUGUCACCGCAAGCGCAUGCCCAGCAUCCCGGAUGGCAUCCCUACCGAGACAAGGAUCCUGGAUCUGAGUAAGAACAAGCUGACAAUGAUCAACCCUGAUGACUUUUUUGCCUUUCCUGGGCUUGAGGAACUUGACCUAAGUGGAAAUAUUAUUAGUUAUGUUGAGCCUGGAGCUUUUAACGCCCUUUUUACCAUGCACUCACUUAGUCUCAAGAGCAAUCGUAUCAAGCUCAUUCCUCUGGGUGUCUUCACAGGCUUAACAAAUCUUACCCGACUGGAUAUAAGUGACAACAAAAUCGUCAUCCUACUGGAUUACAUGUUCCAGGACUUGCACAAUCUAAAGUUUUUGGAAGUGGGUGACAAUGAUCUGGUUUACAUUUCUCACCGUGCAUUCAGUGGACUUUUAAGCCUGGAAAUGCUAACCUUAGAAAGGUGCAACCUUACAGUUGUACCCACUGAGGCCCUUUCCCACCUGCAUAACCUGGUCAGCCUCCAUCUAAGAUACCUCAGCAUCAGCACUUUGCAUCCAUACUCAUUCAAAAAGCUGUUCCGGUUGCGGCUUUUAGAAAUUGAUUUUUGGCCUUCACUAGACCAUGUGCCAGCCAAUACCCUGCAUGGCCUCAACCUGACCGCUUUAUUCAUAACCAACACCAACUUAUCCUCCUUACCUUACCAAGCCCUGAAGCAUCUGCCCUACCUGACACACCUGAACCUGUCUUUCAACCGCAUUAGGCACAUUGAAGGAGGGAUGCUGAUGGAACUGGUUCGGCUUCAAGAGCUCCAUCUGGUUGGAGCUCAGCUCACCACCAUUGAACCAUAUGCCUUUCAGGGCCUGCGUGGACUCAAAGUCCUCAAUGUCUCUCAUAACCGACUGGAUACACUAGAGAAGGGUGUUUUUCAGUCCCCCGAGGCUCUAGAGGUUCUUCUGAUUGACAACAAUCCCUUGGUGUGCGACUGUCGUCUCAUGUGGAUCCUACAGAAAAGGCACUCCAUCUUCUUUGGAGAUUCGCAGCCGGAGUGCAGCACACCUGAAGGUAUUCGUGGCAGGCCUUUUAAGGAGUUUAAGGAGACUCUCCUGUCUUAUUACGUGACAUGUACCAAGCCAAAAAUCCGUGAGAAUAAAACCCAAACGAUCACUGUGGAUGAGGGCCAGCAGGCGAUGUUGCGCUGCAGUGCUGAGGGGACACCAAGGCCCAUUGUGUCCUGGUUGUCUCCACGUCGACGAGUUCUGACAAGUAGGAGCCAUGGUAGAGUUACCCUCCACAACAAUGGCACACUUGAGAUCAAGUCAGCAGAGGUGCAAGACAGCGGAGUGUACCUUUGCCUUGCCUCCAAUAGUGCUGGGAAUGACACCCUGAUGACUUCAUUGGCAGUGAAAAGUCUGGGAUCGCUGUACGCUAACAGGACCCAGUACUACACAGAUCCCAGCAAUACCACUGCCAACGGGACGGCCGGUGUGACCCUCGGUUUAGACCUAAAGACUAUUUUAGUGUCAACUGCUAUGGGUUGUUUCACAUUCCUGGGAGUGGUCUUGUUUUGUUUCCUGCUCCUUUUCGUUUGGAGCAGAGGUAAAGGAAAACAUAAAAACAACAUAGAUGUUGAAUAUGUGCCUCGGUCAAAGUCUAACGGCACUAACGUUGACUCGGCAGAGGGACAAGCUGGUCCUCGUCGUUUUAACAUGAAAAUGAUGUGACUUCUUUUAUAGAUAAAAGAUUCUGGAUUGUGGAAAUGCCUAAAGUACAAUGUAUUUUUUUGAAAAUCAGACUACUGAACUUCCCACUGCUGCCGGGAGAGUGGUAGUGAAUCCGUUUGGGACAUUGUAACAAAAUGAGAAGUACCUGAAAUCGUGGAUCUUGACAUAAUGCUUGGAUACUGUUUCAAAUACUGAAAGGCAUAGUAGGACAUCCUCUUAUAUAAUUGCCAGCGGGCAAUUUCUUCAACGUGGAUGAGGAGUGAAAACUAUUCUGCAUCUGAAGGAAAUAGGUGUCAUUUAUCAGCUUUUUGAAAUUUAUAUGCCCCAAAAAAAGAAUGUUUCAGUUUGGGGUUGGAUCUAUGGACUUGGCUGAACCAUGUACAUUACAAAUUUGUAUCUAAGCUAUUAACCUACUUUGUUUAGUCUUGCGCCAUGCUUAUUCACUGAACAAAUCAAUGAAACAGACCAUAAUUUCCUAUGUUCAAUACUUUGCAUAUGUGUACCUAAUGCUAAAUUAUGUAUUCAUAGCAAUAUUCAUGGGAUGCAUUAGCCAAAAUUGAUAUACCACAUAUGUUCAGCAAGAACAUUCUUCAGACUUUUGAAGUUCCCAUGGAUUCAGGAAGGGCUUCUAUGGGUGAUUAUCUGUCCCUGCUCCCCCAAUUGACUCCUAGAUAUUAAAAAAAAAUAUAUAUAUAUAUAUAUUAUUUAUCAAUGAAAAAAAGAAGAAAAAAGACUAUUUAUAAAAAAAGGUUGAGCAUUUUGCAAAAUCAGUUCUCAAACACUGUUCAGGAUCUAACAAAACACUUGGAUCAUCAUAUCAAUGACCCAGUGUUGGUCAAAGUACCUACAUGAACCACCUUUUUGUCCUGUUUUUGGCAUUUUUUAUUACUUUAACUGUACCUUUGCUGGUUGGCAAAAUACAAAUGUCAAUUUUACUAAAGUGACAUUUGCAUAAUUUUCCCCAGUAGAAAAUUUGGACUUUGUUGUGGUAGUUCCUCAUUUUGUUGUUGAAUCAUUUAGAUUGUGAACACUUCAAAGUAAAAGUUUUAAAAAAAAAUGUAUGUGAAAUAAAUGAAUAUGUAUUUGUACCAAUGACUCUGACUAAAUGGCUAAUACACAAUGAAAUAAUGUUCUCUUCAGCCUUACAGAUAUACAUCACAGUCUUGUAUUGAGUAAACAAAUGUAUGCUAGUAACACUGCAACAAUUACAUAAGGAAUUUGCACUUUAUUCAUGAAACUUAAUCUUUAGGUUUACAGAAACACUCACAUCAGAAGUGACAUGUCCACCAUUUGGUUCAACAUGAAAGUUUAUUUAAAAAUACUAGCUAUUUUGUUACAUUCAUAUACCAUACUUACAAAUAUCAAUAUCUCAAAGGAUGCUAACAUGGUCAAGUGAUACA